Molecule: messenger RNA, 1123 nt
Organism: Phoenix dactylifera (date palm)
Lineage: Eukaryota; Viridiplantae; Streptophyta; Magnoliopsida; Arecales; Arecaceae
Source: RefSeq, a predicted model, not a curated record
AAGGGAAGCAUGCGCAGGUUCUGAAUUUACUUUGAAUGUUAUACUAAUAUAUGGUCUGAAGCAAUAUUCAGAUGAGAAUUAAGUAAUAUGUGAUCAUCUUGGUUGGCAUUGAUGUUGCAGGAGUUUAUAUGAAGUGUAUCAUUGUCCUCUAGCUCAGAAACCUAUAUGGUUUAAUAAAAUAUUCUGGCAUUCCCUUUGGGAAGAUUGGAAAGUUUUCUCAUAUAUUUUUGGAGAGCUUGCUUAUGGAUAUUCUGAAAUUAGUCAGUAUACUAUAGAACUCAAGACAAUAUUUUAAUGUCCUUACAAUUGAUAAUGUUCCAUUGCACCAGUACCACAACUGAUGUUUUUGAUUUGCACAUUUUCUUUUCUCUUGUCAGUUUAUUUUCACUUCUAAAUAGUUAUGUUUUCUUCGUUCAUUUCAACCAGGAAGAAAAGGCAGUUCAUAAGACCACAACUACGGAUGACAAAAGGCUCCAGAGCACUUUGAAAAGAAUCGGGGUAAAUGCUAUCCCUGCUAUAGAAGAAGUUAACAUAUUUAAAGAUGAUGUUGUUAUCCAGUUUGUGAAUCCCAAAGUGCAAGCUUCAAUUGCGGCCAAUACAUGGGUGGUUAGCGGUUCUCCUCAGAUGAAAAAGCUUCAAGAUAUGCUACCAACGAUCAUCAGCCAGCUGGGUCCUGAUAACAUAGACAACCUGAGGCGGCUUGCAGAGCAGUUACAGAAGCAAGCACCAGGUGCUGGUUCUAGUGCUGGUGCGGCUGCUCAGAAUGAUGACGAUGGUGAUGUCCCUGAACUUGUGCCUGGAGAGACAUUUGAAGAGGCUGCUGAUAAGAAAGAAACUUCAUAGUGGCUAUAGACCUGAUAAGAGUUUCCCCCUCACCCCUUCUUAGACCAUUCUUGUCUGUUUCUCUUGCUCUUUAUGCUAAAUAACCAGCGCGUCAAUCGUCCUAUUUACAAAAUACUUGGGUUUGAAUCUAUCCAUUUUUCAUUUUCUUUUGUGUGUAUGACAUUCGUCUAAAUGACAAAUUGCUCAAGGUUCUCUUUCACUCUUCUUCUUCACAAGGAUCAAUCACUUAUUAGUCCAUGUAAUCUGACGCUAUUAUAAUAGAUCAAGAUCAGGACAUCAA